AUGAAGAUUGAGAGUCUCUUCGGUUGCUUCAAAGGAGGCAAGAGAGAGCAAAACAAAGAGUACGGAAGCCAAAGGACCGGUUGCUGCAAUAAUAUGGGGUGGCAGACACUGCCUGACGAUAUCAUGGAGAUUAUUUUAAAGCACUUGAAUUUAAGAGAGCGCCUCCAUAAGUACUUGAGUUUUUCCAGUGUCUCAGAUGUCAAGUUUCACACAUUGAGGCUACCUAAGCCGGUUCGAGGAGGGCGGGUUUGUGGUUGUUCUAAAGGAUGGUUGGUUAUGAUCAAAGAAAAAGUGUUAAACUCCAAACUGUAUCUCGUAAACCCAAUUUCAAGAGACCAACACCAACUUCCAUCUUUGAGAACAAUUCCAUCUUUCCAUAAGUUCGUAAACACAAACAAGUCGAAACGUGGCGGUGCAUUGCUUUUCUGUAAUUCAUUCGCGUUAUCUAUGUCGGAUGUUAAAUCAAACAACUGUAUUGUUGCAGCAGUUUUUGAUGAGUUGACGUUGGGUUUAUGCAGACCUGGAGACAAAACAUGGAGUGUCUUCCAUGUAUUAGAUGAAAACGAAUAUCUUGAUAAAAUAUUGUUUUCUUCUUCCGGUAUGCUAUACGCCUUGGUUUCUUCGGGUAGUGUUAGUAAGAAUGGCAUCGUUGUUGCGUCUCACAGCUUAAACUUUGGAGAUGAUACAGUGAAAAUUAAAUUGAUUGAUGAUGAGGAAACUGAUGAUGAGGAUGAUGAGGACGAGGACGAGGAAGAGAUUGAUGAUGAGGAUGAUGAGGACGAGGAAGAGAUUGAUGAUGAGGAAGAGACUGAUGAUGAGGAUGAGACUGAUGAUGAGGAUGAGGAAGAGGAGGAAGAUGACAAUAACGAUGAUCAAGAUGAAGGAGUUAAUAAUGGUGAAUUUCACCACGUCGAUAUUGCUUCUGAAGAUGCAUCUGGCUCUAAACCAUAUUUGAGGACAAGUGAAUUUAGAGUAUACAAGGUUGACCAAGAGAAUGACAACUUGGAUAGGGUACAAUGUUUGGGGGACGACCAACUAUUCUUUUGCUCUGAUGCUGAAUGCGUGUCCCUGCAUCCAGCUAGUAAUAUCCAAGGAUUUGACGGAAAUUGCAUUUAUUUUGCAACAAACAACAUAUGGAGGUUACAUUCUUUAGAAACAUAUCAUCUCGUGAGAUUGGUGUAUUCUACCUAG
This is a messenger RNA of Prunus armeniaca (apricot), 1191 nucleotides long. Lineage: Eukaryota; Viridiplantae; Streptophyta; Magnoliopsida; Rosales; Rosaceae. The record is from the annotation of a GenBank genome assembly.